CUCUGUUGUUGCGAGCGGGGAGGUAGAGAGAGAAAGAUAAGAGAGAGAGAGGGGGGACAGAUCUCUGGUUCGCUCUUCUUUUCUUCGGGCCUGCAAUUUUCUCAUUCCGCGCUACUGGUUCGUACGCUUCUGGCUCUUCGUUCUGCCUCAUUCCUCCAUCGCGAUUCGUUCCUGAUUGUGGCUCUGUUUUCUGAUUUCUUCGCUUUCGUGGAUAAGUACGACGACUUCCUCUCUCUGUUGCAUCGUUUUGUCUCUGUUCUCUCGAUUUCGUUUCCGUUCGUUGGAAUUCGGUUCGAAUUAGGGUUCCGGUGAAUGUGAGAUUAGGGAGGGGUAGGAGGAGGUUCGUUCCUCUAGCUCGUUCGAAUUUGGAAAUGCGCGGUCGUUGAAUUUGGUUUGCGUGUUCGGCGAUUGAGUGGACUCUCUCUAUCGGUCUCUUUUUUUCUCUCGGCGGUUCCGCCGCGGCGGCGGACGAGGAGGAGGAGGGAUGAUAAUCAAGCGGAACUUGAAAUCGCGAAUGCCGAGUCUCAAGCGGUGUAAACUCGAGGAGUCGGGGUGCGACCCGGACGAUACCUCGGCUUCGUCGCGGAAGAAGAAGAGGAAGCUCGGAGACGGUUAUUGCCCGCUCAAUUUCCUCGGCCAGAUCGCCAACGGCGUGAUUCCCGUCGGAUUCCGUGGGAUUCUCGGCGGGGGUCACAGGGGAGGAGGUUUUGCUGCUUCGUGGUGCACCGAGGUGUCGUGCUCGCCGCCCGGCGAGGAGGAAUUGGAAUCGGACUCGCAAUUGGAGGUUCCGGAUGCCGUCGGAGGAAGUAGCCCGGCGGUGGCUGAGGUUUCCCGACCCCCGGUUGUCCGGACGUCCAGAGGCCGGGUUCAGGUACUCCCUUCCCGGUUUAACGAUUCUGUGAUUGAGAAUUGGAGGAAAGAGGAGAAGGCUAGUACUAGUUUGCAGGAUGAUAGCUUAGAAGACGAUAUCGUCCAGUGUGAUACCACUGCCAGUAGGAAGUUGAAAGAGAGAGUAAAGUUCAGCUCGAAAACUUCUCGAAUAGUUACUAGUAAUGCCAGAAAUCAGCGGAACUACGAAAGGGUCGCUAAUUUCCGUAGUAGUAAAGGAGGGGCUACACUAUUUGACGAAGAUGACAGGCUGGAAGUGGAGUACAAAAGCUUCGACCUGAAAAGGUAUUCCAAUUCGCGAAGUACACUAACGUCGUUGCAUGAGCAAUUACUGGAUGAUGACAAAUGUGGAAUCAACGCUGUAACUGGCAGCCCAGACAGGUAUAAGAAGAAAGACGGGUUGUUUGGGCCUGAAGACUUCUACUCCGGUGAUAUUGUCUGGGCAAAGGCGGGGACUAAGGACCCAUUUUGGCCGGGCAUUGUGAUUGACCCCAUGACUCAGGCACCGGAGCUGGUUCUGCGGUCUUGUAUACCUGACGCAGCUUGUCUGAUGUUUUUGGGUUAUUCUGGGGACGAUCAAAGGGAUUAUGCUUGGGUGAAGAGAGGCAUGAUCUUUCCAUUUAUGGAUUUUGUGGACAGGUUCCAGAAGCAGCCAUUGAAUGACUACAAAGCCAGCGAUUUCCAGAUGGCAAUCGAGGAAGCGUUCAUGGUAGAACAGGGAUUUUCAGAGAAGUUGAUGCAGGAAAUAAAUCUGAUAGCUGGAAAUACCACUUGUGAGGAACCGGCAUUUAGAUGGUUACAAGAGGCUAGCGGUUCAAACCAAUAUCAGGAUUCUCAAUCCCCAAACCAGGCAAGUAUUCUGCAUAUCCUUGUGAUGUUCAUGAAGAAGAACAAUAAGUGGUCUUGUGAAGGAUGUGGAAUAUAUCUGUCUCCUAGAUUGCCGAAGAAUACAAAAGCUGCAAGUCCAGGAGGCCAACUCUUAUGCAAAACCUGUGCCAGGUUAACCAAGUCAAAACAUUGCUGUGGAAUAUGUAAAAAGUUCUGGAACCAUUCAGAUAGUGGGAGCUGGGUGCGAUGCGAUGGGUGUAAGGUUUGGGUUCAUGCAGAAUGCGAUAAAAUUUCCAGAAAUCGAUUUAAGGACCUAGGGGCAACUGAUUAUUACUGUCCUCCUUGCCAAGCAAAGUUUAAUUUUGAAUUGUCUGAUUCAGAAAGAUGUGAGCCAAAAUCCAAGUCGAGUAUCGGGAAACAACCUCCACCUAACAAAGUUUCUGUAAUAUGUUCUGGUGUAGAAGGCAUAUAUUACCCAAGUUUCCACAUGGUUAUCUGCAAAUGUGGGACCUGUGGGACGGAGAAGCAACCGCUGAGUAAAUGGGAGAGGCACACGGGUUCGAAAAUUAGAAACUGGAGAACCAGCAUCAGGGUCAAAGAUUCCAUGCUGCCUUUAGAACAAUGGAUGAUGCAGUUAGCUGAGUAUCACGCGCGCACUGUAUCAACUAAACCUUCCAAAAAGCCUUCCAUUAAAGAGCGGAAGCAGAAACUGCUGGCCUUUCUGCAAGAGAAAUAUGAGCCUGUUCAUGCAAAGUGGACAACUGAACGUUGUGCUGUAUGUAGAUGGGUUGAAGAUUGGGACUACAACAAAAUUAUUAUCUGCAUCAGAUGUCAGAUAGCCGUUCAUCAGGAAUGUUAUGGAGCAAGACAUGUACAGGAUUUUACUUCAUGGGUUUGUAAAGCAUGUGAAACUCCUGAAAUUAAGCGGGAGUGCUGCCUUUGUCCUGUCAAAGGCGGUGCUCUGAAGCCAACCGAUGUCCAGACACUGUGGGUCCAUGUUACAUGUGCUUGGUUCCGACCUGAAGUUUCUUUUGCUAGUGAUGAAAAGAUGGAGCCUGCUCUUGGGAUUUUAUGUAUUCCUUCAAAUUCUUUUGUGAAGAUUUGUGUCAUUUGUAAGCAGAUACAUGGGUCAUGCACCCAAUGCUGCAAAUGUUCAACUUAUUACCAUGCUAUGUGUGCUUCACGGGCUGGUUAUCGCAUGGAGUUGCACUGCUCUGAGAAAAAUGGAAAACAAAUGACGAAGAUGAUUUCUUAUUGUGCAUAUCACAGGGCUCCAAACCCAGAUACAGUCUUGAUUAUACAGACUCCUGCAGGGGUAUUUUCUGCCAAAAGUCUUCUCCAAAAUAAGAAGAGGGCUGGCACACGGCUGAUCUCGUCUAGUAGUAUAAAACCCGAAGAAGUAUCCGCAGAAGAAAUGCCAGAGGUUGAAGCUGCAAGGUGCAGGGUUUUCCAAAGAGCAAAUAACAACAGAAAGCGAACACCAGAUGAAGCUGUAACUCACCGCCUGACAAGAGUAUCACAUCAUCCUUUAGCCAUGAUACAGAGUCUAAAUGCAUUAAGGGUGGUGGAGGAGCCCAAAAGUUUUUCUUCAUUUAGGGAACGACUGUACCACUUGCAGGCAAGUAUAAAAACUGAGCGCACUAGAGUCUGCUUUGGGAGAUCAGGUAUACAUGGAUGGGGCCUCUUUGCCCGGAGGAACAUUCAAGAAGGAGAAAUGGUUCUUGAAUAUCGAGGUGAACAGGUGAGAGGCAGUAUUGCAGAUCUGAGGGAAGCACGCUACCGUUUAGAAGGAAAAGACUGCUAUUUAUUUAAGAUAAGUGAAGAAGUCGUUGUGGAUGCAACCGAUAAAGGAAAUAUAGCACGACUCAUUAACCAUUCAUGUAUGCCCAAUUGCUAUGCAAGGAUCAUGAGUGUGGGUGAUGAUGAAAGUCGUAUAGUCCUCAUCGCGAAGACAAAUGUAUCUGCUGGUGACGAAUUAACGUAUGAUUACUUGUUCGACCCUGACGAGCCGGAUGAAUUCAAAGUCCCGUGCUUGUGUAAAUCCCCAAACUGCAGGAAGUUCAUGAAUUAGGGGUGGAUCAAACCAUACAAAGCUACUUCAGCAGAGCUCAACUGAUAUAUUGUUUCUCCGCAAGGAGCACACUAACACCACAAAUUGGCAGCUGCCGGACUCUGACGGAUGACAGGAUUUGUGAUUUUUGCCAGGAAAGGGGUAGUAUAGUAGUUUUUUUUCUUUUUUUUCCUUUUCAUCUUUUUGGUUUCUUGCUGGCUUCUUUUUGACGAGCGUGAUAAUAAGAGCUCUCUAUAGAUAGGUGUUUUGCUGCCACAUAUAGCUUUGGGCACUCUUUUGUAAAUCUAACUAACUGCUACGAUUGCAUCAUAUAGUUGAAAAGCUAACCCCAACUGCCACGUCCUACAUCGCCGAACCGAGCCUUUCAUUUUCCCGUGCGUUCAUAUUUCGUUCAUUCGAACUGCCCCGAAUUUCAUUUAGUUAUCCCAUUAC
Molecule: messenger RNA, 4219 nt
Organism: Linum tenue
Lineage: Eukaryota; Viridiplantae; Streptophyta; Magnoliopsida; Malpighiales; Linaceae
Source: the annotation of a GenBank genome assembly